AUGUCAUUUUCUCCAAAUUCCGAGCGAGGUUCAAAUAAGGGUCAAUUUGCAGGAGGUUUAGACGAUAGUUCAAUAGGUGCAUUAUCUGAACGAGGUGCAGCUUUGGUUCACAAUGAGCCAUCAACCUCUCUAAUUGGGAGUUAUUCUGAUGAUUUUUCAAUCGUGGGAAUGAUAUUUCCAAUCAUUGGACGGCAAUCUGGUAAUUAUUUCACCUUUGGUUUCUUGGGGGGACUAGUCCUUCACAAUUCAGGACUCGCAGGGUUUAUAGAACAACAUGUACCGUAA
Molecule: messenger RNA, 285 nt
Organism: Funneliformis caledonium
Lineage: Eukaryota; Fungi; Glomeromycota; Glomeromycetes; Glomerales; Glomeraceae
Source: the annotation of a GenBank genome assembly